This is a messenger RNA of Lasiodiplodia theobromae, 1062 nucleotides long. RefSeq names its product ABC-type fe3+ transport system protein. The record is from RefSeq and is a predicted model, not a curated record. NCBI's taxonomy places the organism in Eukaryota, Fungi, Ascomycota, Dothideomycetes, Botryosphaeriales, Botryosphaeriaceae. The transcript is spliced from 4 exons. The coding region runs from base 1 to 1062 and encodes 353 amino acids.
AUGGUCUCAGCAAAGCUUCUUGCACUUCUGGCGGGCGCCACUGCCGCCUUGGCUCAAGUCGAGGUUGAAACACGUACGCUCGAUGAGAUCCAUGAAGCAGCCCUGAAGGAGGGUGGCGUUGUCACCUGCUGGCAUGGAGGAGAUGAAAAGAACAGCAGGGAUAGCCUUAAGGCGGCAUUCGAGAAACGUUUCCCCGGAAUGACUCUCAACGUCACUGUUGACCUCUCCAAGUACCAUGAUGGAAACCUCGACCAGCAAAUCCAAGACAAGGGCGUCUACGUAGACAGCGUUAUCCUCCAAACCCUUCACGAUUACCCGCGCUGGAAGGAGGAUGGAUCCAUUCUACAGUACAAACCUCUGGGUUGGGAUCAGGUCUACGACGAAUUCAAAGACCCCGACGGAUACUACAGUGGACUGUUCGUCAUCGCUUGGUCGAACGUGUGGAACACAGCCAAAACCGACGUUUCCAUCAAGGAAUACGCCGACUUCCUGCAGCCGGAGCUCAAGGACAAGAUCGUCCUCACCUACCCCAACGACGACGACGCAGUCCUGUACGCCUUCGACCUGAUCCUCCAAAACGUCGGCUACGCCUGGUUCGACUCGCUCCUCGCCCAGAACCCGCGCUGGGUCCGCGGCACGCGCACGCCCUCGACCAUCGUCGGCGACAACUCGACGCAGUGGGCCGCCACCUUCACCAGCUCGCGCGGCCUCAACGCCGCCGCGCCCUUCGCCGUGUCGUUCCCCGAGACGUCCGCGCCGUUCGUGUCGUGGCCGCAGACGGGCGCUAUUCUCAAGGACGCGCCGCACCCGGAGAGCGCGAAGCUGCUGCACUCGUUUAUACUGUCUGAGGAGUGGCAGACCGCGUCGGGCGGCUGGAGCGCGCGGAAGGAUCUUUCGCCCCAGCCCGCUGCGUAUCCGGAUAUCUUUGAUAUGCCGGGGACGAAUGUGACGGCGUUUGGCGCGUGGAUGGCGGAUCGCGCGAAUGUGGAGAGGGUGCGGUUUUGGUUUGAGAGUAAGAUUGGGACGGCGCAGGGACUCAGCCCGUUGGAGGAUAACCUAUAG